AUGUCCGCUUCAAAUUUUCAUCGACCUCGAUCACAAACAUCACAUAAUUCCAAUAAUUAUUGUUCAUCGAGAGUAUCUCAUGAACCUAAUUCUCAUUGGAAUUCUCGUUUUCCCCAUGAAGAAAAUGACGAAAUGGAACAAGAAUCUAAUCAAAAGUCAUACUCAACACAUCAAAAAUUCCCUCUUCCUUUACUUGUUCCAGCAUAUCACCAAAAUAUGUUUAUUUCUCAAGAACAAUUUUCUUCUGAGAACAUAGAAAAAUCAAAUGAACGUCAAAGAAAUAAUCGUCCUUCUCAUCAAAUCGAAACUCAUUUAUCAUAUCGAAUGUGGUCAAAUACAGUUUAUCAAGAAUAUUUUCAUCAAUAUCAUCAACAACAUUUUAAAUUUCAUAUUGUUUGUUAUAAUAUUCUGUCACAAGCGUUAUUAGAAGAUCAUCCAUUUUUAUAUGUUAAUUGUUUCAGAAAUAAUUUAAAAUGGUAUCGAAGAAAAGAUCGUUUAUUACGAGAAUUAUUAAGACAAGAUGCUGAUAUUCUUUGUUUACAAGAAAUGGAAAAUUAUCAUUAUGAAAAUGAUUUUCGACCAAAAUUAAUGCAACAUGGAUAUGAUUCUAUUUAUUUAAAACGAGCUGGUGAUAAAUCGGAUGGAUGUGGUAUUUUUUACAAAAUAAAUCGUUUAAGACUUAUUGAAAGUAAAGCUGUGCCAUUUUAUCAAAAACAUAUUCGUAUUUUACCGAGGUAA
Molecule: messenger RNA, 738 nt
Organism: Rotaria sp. Silwood2
Lineage: Eukaryota; Metazoa; Rotifera; Eurotatoria; Philodinida; Philodinidae
Source: the annotation of a GenBank genome assembly